Messenger RNA from Syzygium oleosum, 1975 nucleotides. Its product is annotated as probable aspartyl protease At4g16563. The transcript has a single exon. Lineage: Eukaryota; Viridiplantae; Streptophyta; Magnoliopsida; Myrtales; Myrtaceae. Gene Ontology annotation, cellular component: extracellular region. Bases 68 to 1600 code for a protein of 510 amino acids. Gene Ontology annotation, biological process: proteolysis. The record is from RefSeq and is a predicted model, not a curated record. Gene Ontology annotation, molecular function: aspartic-type endopeptidase activity.
UCACGACCUCCACUCAUUCCCUCGCUCGCUCUGCUCUCCAUUCAGAAAAACAAAAAAACAGAGAGAGAUGAUGGCUCGCCUUCUUCCUCCUCCUCCUCCUCCCCUGCUCUUCGUCUCCUUCCUCUUCUCUCUCCUCACCUUAUCUUCUUCUUCAACCACCCCCGCCGCCGCCGCCGCCGCCGACACCACCAUCACACUCUCUCUCACUCCAUUCCUCCCCGACCACCCCCAAUCCUCCUCCUCCGCCGCCGCCUCCGACGGCAAUUCGUCAUGGCAAUCCCAAAUGCUGAACCUCCUCGCCGCCUCCUCCCUCACCCGCGCCCGCCACCUCAAGAAACACAAUGCAUCCUCCCCCUCCCCCACCCCCAUCAAAGUCCCGACCUUCCCCCGCAGCUACGGCGGCUACUCCAUAGAUCUAGGCUUCGGCACGCCGGCCCAGACCCUCGCCUUCGUCAUGGACACCGGAAGCAGCCUCCUCUGGUUCCCCUGCACCUCCCACUACGCCUGCGCCUCCUGCUCCUUCCCCAAUUCCGACCCCUCCAAGAUCCGCCGCUUCAUCCCCAAGCUCUCCUCCUCCGCCAAGCUCGUCGGCUGCCGCAACCCCAAAUGCGCCUGGGUCUUCGGCCCCACCGCCGCCUCCCGCUGCCGCGACGAAUGCGCCUCCGGCCGCAACUGCUCCCAGCAGACCUGCCCGCCUUACCUCAUCCAGUACGGCUCCGGCAACACCGCCGGCGUCUUGCUCUCCGAGACGCUCUCCUUCUCUAAGCACCGGAAGGUGCCGGGCUUCCUCGUCGGUUGCUCCGUGUUCUCGACCCGGCAGCCCGCGGGCAUUGCCGGGUUCGGCCGCGGCCCGGAGUCGCUCCCCUCCCAGAUGGGCCUCCGGAGGUUCUCCUACUGCCUCCUGUCCCGCCGCUUCGACGACACCUCCGCCAGCAGCGACCUCAUCCUCGAACCCGGGCCGGGCUCGGGCUCGGGCUCGGGCUCGGGCUCGGGCUCGGGCGGUGACCGCAAGACCGACGGGGUCGUCUACACGCCGUUCCGGGCCAACCCAGGCCUCCCGGGCUCUGCCUUCAAGGACUACUACUACGUCGGCCUCCGCAAGGUCCUCGUCGGCGGGAAGGCCGUGAAGGUCCCGCACAGGUACCUCAUCCCGGGCGCCGACGGGAACGGCGGGGCCAUCGUGGACUCGGGCUCAACGUUCACGUUCAUGGAGCGGCCCGUGUUCAAUGCGGUGGCCGAGGAGCUCGAGCGGCAGAUGGCAAACUACAGCCGGGCCAAGGGGGCCGAGUCGAGCAUCGGGCUGAGCCCGUGCUUUAACGUGUCGGGGCAGGGUCACGAGGUGGCGAUGCCGGAGCUGUCGCUGCAGUUCAAGGGCGGGGCGAGGAUGGCCCUGCCGCUGGAGAACUACGUGGUGCUAGUGGGGGAGGGCUCGGGUGUGGUGUGCGUGGCGAUCGUGACGGACGACGCCGCGAUCAGCCCGGAGGUGAGCGGCGGUCCGGCGGUCAUAUUGGGCAGCUUCCAGCAGCAGAAUUUCUACGUCGAGUACGAUUUGGAGAACGAGAGGUUUGGGUUCAAAAAACAGAGUUGCAAAGUCGAGUGAAAUCCAUAAAUCUCCUCUUAAAUUUUCAAUUUUUUUCCGGAAUAAUGUGCCAUAGAGUAUAUAUAGAAAUAACAACAUGACGACAAGGCGGCGGCGGGCAAAGUCCUGCGGCGUCCGCGGCCCGGGGGAGAGGGGCUACCGGCACGGUGGCUACGGCAGCAUCGACAGUCAGGGUCGACAGUGUCAUAUAUCGACGAAUUUACGAAUAUCUAGUAUAAGCUUUACAUAGGAGAAAUUAAAUUAUGAGUUUGAUCAAAGUAUUUAAUUUUGGUGUGCACUUUGGAUUGCUGACGAUGAUACAUGGAAAAGAGCAUAUGGUUUAUAGUGGCUGGACCACACCAUGUGGCCGCCCCAUUUCGUCUUCUUCUUCACCAA